AUGGCGAACGGCUGGAGCAUCAUCAUCGGCUUCGUGGUAAUCGUCCUUGCCUGUGUAGCAGGAUGGUUCUUGUCGCCCAAAGGCGAAACACAAACAAUCUGGCGAAGUUCAUUGAUCCUUUCCUUCGCAAGCUGCUAUAUCAUGUGGGCCAUUACGUUCCUCGCACAAUGGCACCCACUUAUCGUACCCCGACGAAGCGGCUUGAGAACGGGGGCAGCGCAUGAGAAUUGA
Lachnellula hyalina is the source of this 231-nucleotide messenger RNA. RefSeq names its product V-type proton ATPase subunit e (gene VMA9). Gene Ontology annotation, biological process: vacuolar acidification; proton transmembrane transport. Gene Ontology annotation, molecular function: proton-transporting ATPase activity, rotational mechanism. Bases 1 to 231 code for a protein of 76 amino acids. Gene Ontology annotation, cellular component: vacuolar proton-transporting V-type ATPase, V0 domain. The transcript is spliced from 4 exons. The record is from RefSeq and is a predicted model, not a curated record. NCBI's taxonomy places the organism in Eukaryota, Fungi, Ascomycota, Leotiomycetes, Helotiales, Lachnaceae.